UUGUCACUUCCCUCUAUUAGCCAGGGUAUAAGUACCUGGCUAAUCUCUGUGGCCCUUAUCGGGUCGUUAGUGUUUCCUCGCUAUGCCUAGCACGAGUUCAAGUUUGGUGUACUGUGCAGUUCUCGUACUGCUUUUUGUUGCGUUGCUCUCAAGCAUCGCCUCUCGGUGCUAGGGCGUAGUUCCGCUCAUAGCUACACUUUUGGUAGCUGCUUUAGUUUAUGGCCUUUUGCCCUCGUUUUGUAUCUUCUGUGUUUUUGGAUUUUCCACUGCUUUCCUGUGUUUUGGAUUACCACUGUCUUGCAAUAAACCAUCCUUUUCAACAUCCUGCAACUGGGUCCUCUCAUUAGCACACUGGGCUAAGCGCUGGUUCCCCACAUCCAGCAUCUCGGGUUCAAUCCCCGAGAAAAGCCUGACAGAACGACCCGAGCAACAUGGACCCAGCAGGUAGUGCCCAACAGGGAUGCAAGAAGUUGGCACAGACGUUGAAGAAGCUGCUUCAGCGCGAGCAGGUCUUGCUGCAGCUGCAGAAGGAUCUCGACCGCCAGCAGGAGGAUCUAGCUCGUCGCCAGCAACAACUGAACCGUCGGCAACAACUGGACCAACCUCCCCCGUGGUUCCCACUCUACGAUGGCAAUCCGGGUGGCUGCAGAGGUUUUCUCCUCAAAUUUGAUCUGGAGUGCAGCCGUCGGCCCAUCACCCUCUCCUCCGACCGGUCGAGGAUUGCCUACAUGAUAAUCUUGCUCUCAGGCAAGGCCUUGACAUUGGCAACCGCUUUGUGGGAGAAGCAAGGCCCCGAGUGCUCCAGCCUCAGGGCUUUUCAGGCGGUGCUGUUGUGGGUCUACGACCGGGUUAGCAUGGACAGCUUCGAGGCCGCCAUUGCCUCUGCUCUGAAGAGAGAUGCGGCCCGUAACCCUGCUCUCCCAGUGACGGCAGCUGCCGUUCCUGAAGCCGCGCUUCCAGAGGCACCCAGCCUGGAUGCAGCAGUCCUGGACGCUCCCAGUCCGAGUGAACCUGGCAGCCCAGAGGCUGCCAGCUCGGAUGCCCCCAGUCUCAGUGCACCAGGCAGCCCGGAGGCCGCCAGUCCGGAUGCCGCAGUCUUAGAUGCUGCCAGCCCGGAGGCCGACAGCCCGAAUGCUGCCAGCCCAAGUGAACCAGGCAGCCCGGAUGCCGACGCCCCAGAUACCGCCAGCCCGAGUGAGCCAGGUAGUCUGGAGGCCCACAGCCCGGAUGAGCCAGGCAGCCUUGAGGCCGACAGCCCGAAUGCUGCCAGCCCAAGUGAACCAGGCAGCCCGGAUGCCGACGCCCCAGAUACCGCCAGCCCGAGUGAGCCAAGCAGUCUGGAGGUCGACAGUCCGGAUGAGCCAGAUGCCGAAGCCCCAGAUACCGCCAGCCCGAGUGAGCCAGGCAGCCUUGAGGCCGACAGCCCGAAUGCUGCCAGCCCAAGUGAACCAGGCAGCCCGGAUGCCGACGCCCCAGAUGCCGCCAGCCCGAGUGAGCCAGGUAGUCUGGAGGCCCACAGCCCGGAUGACGAAGCCCCAGAUACCUCCAGCCCCGGUGAACCAGGCAGCCCCGAUGCCGCCAGUCCCGGUGAACCAGGCAGCCCCGAUGCCUCCAGCCCCGGUGAACCAGGCAGCCCCGAUGCCUCCAGCCCCGGUGAACCAGGCAGCCCCGAUGCUGCUGUCGACCCGGACCCCACAGUCUACGCUGUCGACCCGGACCCCGCAGUCUCCGCUGCUGACCCGUACCCGGCAGUCUCUACUGCCGACCCGGACCCUGCAGCCUCCGCUGCUGACCCGGCCCCGGCAGUCUCUACUGCCGACCCGGACCCUGCAGCCUCUGCUGCCGACCCGGACCUCGCAGCCUCCGCUCCAGGUGCCCCUGUCCAGAGCGCCCCUGUCCUGAGCACCCCUGGCGCCCCUGUCCAGAGCGCUUCUGUCCCAGGUGCCCCUGUCCUCGUCCCAGGCGCCUGUGUCCCUGCCCCUGUUCCAGGCGUUCCUGCCCCAUGCGCUCCUGGUCCUGUCUCAGGUGCCCCUGUCUCCAGUGUCCUAGGUGCCACAGCCCCGGUUCCUGGUGCUGCCAGCCCCAGUGAACCAGGCAGUCCAGGUGCUGUGACUGCCCCAGCCACUGGUCUUGCAACUCCAGCCGUCGCUGACCCGGCAACCCCAGCCACAGCUGGUGCUGCAACCCCAACCUCAUCCUCUGACUGCGUCUUUGCGAGCCUGGCCAGGGGGGUGCUUCUUGGUCUCCUUGGUUCCAACAAGGCUUCCGGUCGCCUGCCAGACCAUUCGCCUCAUGCUGGUCGUCCACCCGACCAGCCGCCAAAGACUCUGCCCCUGCUUGGCCGCCCGCCCGGCCGCCCACCAGACACUCUGCCCCUGCUUGGCCGCCCGCACGGCCGUCCACCAGACACUCGGUCCUGGUUCGGCCGUCCACCCGGCUGGCCACCUGACCCUUGGUUCCUGCCCUCCGGCCUUGCAACCAACACCCUUCCUUCCGCGAGACUGGCCGAGGACCGAGACGACUGCACUCUGUCCCUGACCGUGGCAGCCGUGAUGCGAGAGCUUCAAAGGGUGAACUCUCGGAAAGUCAUCCUGGCCCGAUGGAGUUCCAGGCCGCGUCCUCAGGGGGUGCACCGACCGGCUAGCGGAGUCCCCACCUGCUUCAAGCAGGCCACCAUCAUCCCCAUACCGAAGAAACCAUCCAUCACCUGUUUAAAUUACCGCCCUGUAGCACUGACCUCCACCAUCAUGAAGUGCUUCGAGCGGCUGGUCAAAACCCACAUCUGCUCUACCCUUCUGAACACCCUACACCCCUUUCAGUUUGCAUACCACCCUAACAGAUCUACAGAUGAUGCCAUCGCCCUGACAACGCACACCACCCUCUUCCACCUGGAAAAGGAUCUUAUGGAGGAUUCUGGCAUCUCCCUGCUUUGGGACGCCCUCAAUCAGAUGCUGAAACUUCCUCUUCAGAGUGGAUCUGAGUUCUGCCUCUUCUGGCUCCUGUCGGGGACUGAACCCGAGUCGCUGGAUUCGUUUUAG
Molecule: messenger RNA, 3038 nt
Organism: Clupea harengus (Atlantic herring)
Lineage: Eukaryota; Metazoa; Chordata; Actinopteri; Clupeiformes; Clupeidae
Product: basic proline-rich protein-like
Exons: 6
Coding region: 432-3038 (868 amino acids)
Source: RefSeq, a predicted model, not a curated record